CGGUCGCUUCGCCAUUGUACUAUUGAAACGGAAUACUCUCCACACGUGGAAAGGGACGGUAGUGUGCUGUGUGGUGCUGCGUAGUGAUUCCAGAAAGUGUCCAGAGGUCUAUUUUUCCGGGAAAAUCCGGAUAGUUGAUUGCUCCUCCACCGGCGUACACAAACGCAACACAACAUAAUCACAUGUGCUUCAACCUGUGCGAAAGAGAUUGAUCGACGAAAGAUGCAAUGGUCGAUCGGUGCGUUAGUGAUGUUUCCAGAACAGAACCGAUGCUUUGCAUGGCUGCUGGCAUCGGUCUUGCUGGUGCUCGCUGGCCCGGCCUCCCAGACAACUGUCCGUGCCCAGGACUGGGUGGAUCCGAGGUUUGUUUCGGGAAAUGAGGAAAACAUUUCGCUCAGCGCCUACGAACCCGCAUUCACGCAGCAGAAUGUGUGGAUGGUGGAGGAGAUGCCAACACCGUACGUGAUGCUUUAUCUCAACUACAAGGGUACGGCACUGCCAAACAUUAUUGCCGCUCCCAGUAGUCUCGGUGCUACGGUGGCACGCGCUGACGAUGGCCGCUGGACCGUCAACGUGAAUCGGCGGCAGGACUACGAGGUACCGGACCAGCGAGCUCCCCUGAUACAGCUAAGCGUGGAGGAUGCCUCACGGCCCUACAUCAUCCCGGUGCAGCUGGUCAACGUGCUCGAUAAUGCACCGGUAAUGACGGCGGAGAACUACUGCGAAAUCAGCGAACUGCAGAGGGACUUCACUUCGGACUGUCUGUACAAGGUGUACCAUGCGGAUGGGUUCGAAAAGGGGAACAUUCUCAAUUCCAGCACGAACGAGCUGUCGUUCGAGAUCGAAGAUGCCAUCGCGAACGAGCACUUUGAGUUCUGGGAGGUACCCGAGGGUAAACCGGAAGAUCCGAACCACAACAUACUCUACAAUCUGCGCGUGAAGAAACAGUUGGAUUACGCGGAAAAGUCUCUGUUUAACUUCAUCACCACCGUUUACGAUCUGGAUCGGACGCACUCGUUCAAGAUGAACACCAUCGUCAAGGUUCGGAAUGUGGAUAGCCGUAAUCCGACGUUUACGCGUCCCUUCACCACCCAACGGAUUAUGGAAAAGGAAGAGUUUCGCACGACCGUCAUCGCUAUAGAUACUGACACGGAGCUGAACAACCCUAUCUGCUACCGGCUGCAGACACUGGUGCUCGAUUAUCAAAAGUACUUUUCAAUUGGGGAAACGAGCGGUGAAAUGAUCGUCCAGCCAAUCGAUCGAGACACGGAAAAGAACGAGCUUUAUUCGUUCACGAUCACCGCGUACAAGUGCCACAAUCCAAGCAAUCGUACCAGCAUCGAUGGUGCCAUCAUACUGGAGGACAAAAACGAUUGCUGGCCGGAGUUUGAGGUGCGUCCGGUCGAGCUGGAGUUUUGGGAGAACAUGGUAAUGGAGCUGAGCUUUGAGCAGUUCAUCAUCGAUGAUCGUGAUCUGGGUGAAAACGCACGCUACACCGUACGCCUCACGGAAACGGUUGGUGGCCAGGAGCAGGAAACGGAUUCGUUCACCAUUAUUCCCUCGAGCGGUUAUCAACGGACCGCUUUCACCGUGAACAUUAACAACGCGUCGAAACUGGACUUUGAGGAUCCUCCGAGGCAAAGCUUUCAGUUGCACGCGACGGCUCAGGAACCGAGCGAACCGUCACACGUUCGUAUGCAAACGAUCGCCAUUAAGCUGAAGAACUGGAACGAUGAAAUUCCGGCGUUUAGCGAGCCCGAGUACGAGGUUAGCGUACGUGAAACCAUCGAGGGCAACGAGCUGUUGGCUGAGGUUACGGUCACGGAUCGUGACAUUGGUGAUGGGAUCACCAUAACGGCACUUGGGCGGAUUGCAGAGAGUUUGGACAUCGUAGCAUUACCGAUCGUGGUGAUAGAUAAUGUGCCGAGCUAUAGCUUUCAGAUCCUUACGAAGGUGGCCAACAUCUUUGAUUACGACAUUGCGAAGGAGGUCAUCGUUCAGUUGCAGGCUCAAGAUAAGCUGCAAACCGACCGGAACGAACCACUGCAUCGGAUAUUUUCCCAGCUGUCGAUCAAUGUGAUCGAUGUGAACAACAAACCGCCCCAGAUCACGCUGCCCAGAGGUACGCUGCAUAUUGUGGAGAAUUCUAAACCCGAAUCACCCGUCAUUAUUGGGGAGUCCGAGGUUGGCGAGAUCAUCGGUACCGAUCCGGAUACGGAGGCCGAUCUGCAGUUUAGCAUCGACUGGAGUAGUAGCUACGGUACCAAGAGCGGAGUUCGUGCCAAGGAAGACACCUAUCAAGGGUGUUUUUAUAUUCGCGAGGAACGCAUUAACCAACAGCGCACGAUCGGGACAUUGCGUGUGAACCCCAGCUUUAAGCUGCAGGUAGACUACGAAAUGUACGACACCCUGUUUCUGAUGAUCCGUUUGAUCGAUCGUAACCAGACGAUUCUGCCGAACUCGGUAGAGGUUGCCAUUACGGUUCAGAUUGACGAUGUGAACGAUAACGCGCCCGAGUUUGAUAAUGCCACACUGACCGUCGUUCGCUCGGUAAGGGAGCGAUCUGAUGCUGGGGUUACGAUCGGUAACAUUAUCGCCUACGACAUUGACGGUCCGGGAAACAACGAAAUCACCUUCUCCAUGAGCCCGAUCAAUCCGGAUCAUGAAGGGUGGAUGAGCAUCGACCAGAAUGGCAUUAUACGUGUCGAGGGUAACAGAACGAUCGACUGUGAUACUCCACCGAUCGACGUGGUGCUACAAUCGGUGACCGUUUCGGAUUGGCUCUUCAGCACCAGCCACGUCUUUACGAUCGUCCUGAUGGACACCAACAACAAGCUACCAUAUCACGAUCCCUUCCCCGACGAGGGUCGCGUUUUCCAGUUCGAAAAGCUGCAAUCGAAAAGCGUGGUGGCACAAGUGGAAGGUAAAGAUCAGGAUCGGGACGUGGCGUACCACACGGUGUCGUACGAGAUCAACUACAGGGACUUUGCGCAGUUGCAGCGCUACUUUGAGGUCGAUAGGACCGGCCAAGUGUACGUGAAGGAAAACAACGAACCCCUGGAUCGGGAUGGUGGUCUCGAGAGCAUCACGAUCAACGUGGUGAUGGUCGACAAUGCUGGUGGUUACGAUGUUCAGAAUCGUGUAUCGACCAAUAUUUUUCUUACGCUGCUUGACAUCAAUGACCACUAUCCGGAGCUGCCCGAGCUCGGUGAGGACAGUUCUCAGAUAUCGGAAGACGUGAAGACGGGCUACACGAUUAAAGCGGACCUUGCCGCACUGGAUCGAGACGAUCGGUUAACACCGAAUGCCAAAAUUAACUACCACAUUCGCCAAGUGUCACCAGCUAUCGGCACCUCACUGUUCCUGCUGGAGAGUGUGAACGAGUACAACGCGACACUGAAGGCGGCCCGGGACUUUAAGGGUUACUAUGGUAACUGGACUGUGCGGAUCGAAGCAUGCGAUCGGGGCAGUGAAUAUGAACCGAUAAUUGCCCUGCCGGAGCCGGGUCGAGACAACUGUCGGACGCGCGAUUACGAGCUGGUGAUAAAUCCUUUCAACUAUCAGGCACCGACCAUCAUCUAUCCGGUACGCAACUCCCAGCUACGUCUAAAAUACGAAUCGCUGUACAAUGGACGCCCCCUGAACGACACCAAUGGGUCCGUUUUGCCCGAUUUCAGUGCCAUCGAUGAAGAUGGCGGCAUCUACGGUGACGUUACCUUCACGCUCCAGAGCACCAACGAGGGCGAUAAGGAUCACGAAGUGUUUAGGAUCGAUAAAAUAGAUCGUAAAAGCGGUCAACUCGUGCUGGAGAACGCGCUCGCAGUGCAGCCCUACCCAAAGAAUUAUAGCCUGACCGUCAUCGCCCGGGAUGGUGGAGACAAGCGCACCGAGGUACAGAUUAAUGUAGUCUUCAUCGACAUGACGGGAGAACCGGCCUUCCUCGAGCCGACCUUUGACACCGACUUUACAGAAAACGAGGAAGGACGCGAUGAACGUCGCCAGCUUCCGUUUGCCGAGGAUCCGAAGAACGCCGGCCUACCACCGGGAGCCCAAACAAAUGUGUUCUACUUCAUUGACCGAAGCUACGGAAAUGCGAGCCAUCUGUUUGCGCUGGAUCCCGUCACCAAUGUGUUGCGGUUGGCUGUGCUGCUCGACCGCGAGGAGAUACCAUCGCACGAGAUACGGGUUGUGGCAACGAACAACGAAAACGGUCCACCGGUACCCAUCGUCGAGAGUUCGGCCGCGUUGCUGGUCGUGCGGAUCAAGGUGAACGACGUGAACGACAAUCCGCCCGUCUUCCAGCAGCGUUUCUAUGCGGCCGGUAUCACGACGGAGGAUCGCGUCCAGAAGCCGCUAUUCCGCGUCUUCGCCGAUGAUCCGGACGAGGAUGAAAUCAUUCGGUAUGAGAUUGUGGCCGGUUCGGGCGAGACGGUGGGUGAAAAUCUACCCCCGAGCGGCAGUGCGUUGCCUUUCCGGCUCGACGGGAAUACGGGCGAACUGACGCUGCAGCAGAAGGUGCUACCGACGCAGAAGGGUUACUAUCAGUUCACCAUCAUGGCGUUUGAUCGGGAUGACACGCAUAACGAUACGACCACGGCCAAGAUAUACAUCGUGUCCGAAUCGAACCGGGUUACGUUCGUGUUUCUUAACAGCGUCGAAGAGAUUGAUCAACCGGAUAUUCGGGACUUUCUGGCGCAACAACUGUCGGCCGCGUACGAUAUGGAGUGUAACAUCGAUGACAUCGAUCAAUCGAUUGCCACCGAACGGCAGGAACAGGAGAUACCUUCAGCAGGCAGUAGCAGCGAGACGGACGUCCGUACCCACUUCAUCCUCAACAACCAGGCAGUCGAAGCGAGCACGAUACAGCAGCGAUCCUCCAACCGGACGUUCGUCACCGAGCUGAAGACGGUGCUGCGUACGCGCAACCUUUCGCUCCAGAACGUCCCAACACCGCUGGAACCGCUCAGUGAAGUCAACGAAACGCUACAGACGGUGCUGAUUGCGGUGGCCGGUGCCCUGGCCGUGCUCUGCGUUAUACUGUUCGUGGCGUUCUUUAUCAAAAUCCGUAGCCUCAACCGACAGCUGAAAGCCCUUUCGGCAACCGAUUUUGGCUCGAUUUCAUCCGAGCUCAACGGGAAACCGACGCGUACCGUACCCACGACCAACAUCUUUUCCAUCGAGGGCUCCAAUCCGGUGCUGAAUGAUAACGAGUAUGGGCGCCACGGAGGCGGUGGCGGGUACUACGAUGAUCUGAGUGUGCAAUCGGACGAGUCGGAUUUCACGGACAUGGACAAGGAUAUGUUUGCGACGAAGAGAAAGGAAAGUCUGAAUCCUGCCUUCAUGGAGCACAUACGCCAGCGGUCACUUAAUCCAAUGGUGAAUGCGACGGUCCGCAGUAACGACUCCGGCUCCACUCCGGUUCAUCAAAAAGUGGACGAAACGGAGGACGAACUAUCGCAUCGGUUUUGAGCUCCAUCCAGAUUAUGCGUCCGCACAGCAACACUGGAGCAAG
Anopheles darlingi is the source of this 5512-nucleotide messenger RNA. Its product is annotated as cadherin-23-like. Gene Ontology annotation, cellular component: catenin complex; adherens junction; plasma membrane. The transcript is spliced from 20 exons. Gene Ontology annotation, biological process: cell-cell junction assembly; calcium-dependent cell-cell adhesion; cell morphogenesis. Gene Ontology annotation, molecular function: cadherin binding; calcium ion binding. The record is from RefSeq and is a predicted model, not a curated record. NCBI's taxonomy places the organism in Eukaryota, Metazoa, Arthropoda, Insecta, Diptera, Culicidae. Bases 223 to 5469 code for a protein of 1748 amino acids.